AUGGCGUGGGGGGGGGCUCACUUUCUUGUUCUUGGCGUGACGCGCGUCGCCGAUUCGCGCGUCGAUUCGUCGUUGGCGGACGCGGGCCGCGUCUUUCACAAUAGCAUACUUCCUAAGCAUAACCGCCUCGGCAACGCCUGGGACUACAUGAGAGUGUUCGCGAAGAAGGGCGACGACGGGACCGCCGCGUCGCGCAUCGCGGCGGACCUCGCCAAGGCGCUCGCGCCGGCCGGUGGGGACAAGGUCGCGACCGCGGACCUCUGGGACGAGCACUUCGAGAAGGUGUACCUUCUUGCCGAUGCCGUCAUGGACCGCGUCGUCGCCGAGGCGUGA
Pelagomonas calceolata is the source of this 333-nucleotide messenger RNA. The record is from the annotation of a GenBank genome assembly. Lineage: Eukaryota; Pelagophyceae; Pelagomonadales; Pelagomonadaceae.